Drosophila obscura is the source of this 7044-nucleotide messenger RNA. RefSeq lists its product as uncharacterized. Lineage: Eukaryota; Metazoa; Arthropoda; Insecta; Diptera; Drosophilidae. The coding region runs from base 747 to 3077 and encodes 776 amino acids. The transcript has 10 exons. The record is from RefSeq and is a predicted model, not a curated record. Gene Ontology annotation, molecular function: calcium ion binding.
GAUUCCGAUUCUGAUUUCAGUUCUCGUUCAGCUUCGCCGACGGCACGACGUGUUCCAUAGAAAACUAAGAAAAUCACCUCAAAACAACUAGGGAAAUUGUCGUGUUGUUCUUCGGCGCGGGCCAGGCAUAGACGCAAAUUGGAAACUUUCAAACAUCCAACAAAAUUCUGUUAAAUUGUUUAAAUAAAACAACAAUUUCUUGUAUGGGAUCUUAAAAACCCCAAGAAAUUUUAAAACAAAAAAAAGAAAACCAAAAACACGACUUAAAAUAAAAUCGUAGAAAUAUAAUAAAAAACCGAUCCAUGAAUGUGUCUAGUGUAUUUGGGAUGUCAGGCAUUUGAUGGAUUUGUGUCACCAAUAAGCUGAAAAUUAAGCCCAUAAAUCAACAAUAACAACAACAAAAGCCAACUACAAAUCUAACCAUCAGCGGAUGCCGAGAGAUUCGACGCGGCGCCUCAAGGCCGGCUAACGCUUAACCCCCCCACAACACGCCCCAAAACGCCUCCACCUCAACCUAACCCAGACAGCUGUAACCAUGUGAAUGGCCAGAAUGCAAUUAAAACUACUAAACAACUACCAGCCAGACCAGAGCCCAGUCCACAACUAGAGAGCAGAGCGUGAGCAGCACCGCAGCACAGCAGCACAGCACAGCACAGCACCAACCAGCCAUAUCCAGACAGAGUGAGAGGGAGAGGAACAGGGAGCCACCGCAGAGAGACCCACCCAACACCCAACAACAUCCCAUCAUGGCUGGGCCGCAGAUACAGCACACCCAACGCCCCAACAGUGCCUACUACACAGGUCUGAAUGGCAGCGGGGGUGGUGGUGGUGGUGGUGGUGGAGCCAGUGCCUCGGGUAUGGCAAGCAGCGCCUCGCACACCGGACUGCACGCCCUGCGCCAGGUGACCAAUGAGACGGAGCUCAUCUAUCGGGGCAGUCACAGCAAUGGCACCGUCAACGAGCUGCCCUCAACAGCCGCUCAUCAUCAGCUGCUCGCGGGCCGCAUCACCCAGCAGCAGCAGCAGCAGCAGCAGCAGCAUCAUCAACAGCAGCAAGUCAGCAGCAUUGCCGGCACCGGAUCGAGUGCCACGGAUGCCCUUAUUGGCACCAUUGCCACAAGUGCCGGUGGAGCAACAGGUGGCGGUGGAGUUGGAGGUGGCAGCAGCAGCAGCACAGCGAUGACAGCUCUGGGUCACCUGAAGAAGUCCAGCACACAGCGCAGCAUCGAGAUAAUUGUGGAUGCCACCCAGUGUGGCAAGGAGGUGGGCACAACAGCGACACCGCUGGAUCCUGACGAUGUGGAGCAGGGUGGCGGUGGCCAGGAUUCGUCCUCGUCAAUGCGCAAAUCGUCGCGACACCGCCAUCGGCCGCUCCAUCGACGCCUGAUCAGCUAUCUGCGCAACCUCUUCCAAGGCAGCACCACGCAAACUGAUUCGGAGUUGGAGGAAUUCGAGACGCCAGCACGCUACAGACCGGACUCGCUGAGCGCAUUGAGUCGGGCGACCCGCUUCACGGAGGACGAGAUCAAACGAAUUUAUCGCGGCUUUAAGGCUGAGUGCCCCACGGGCGUCGUCAAGGAGGACACCUUCAAAGUGAUCUACUCGCAGUUUUUUCCACAGGGAGCCAACCCAACCCUAUACGCACACUAUGUAUUUAAUACACUGGAUCAAGAUCGCAGCGGUAUCGUCAGCUUUGAGGACUUUGUUCAAGGACUUUCGAUACUGUCGCGCGGCUCGGUGGAGGAGAAACUACGCUGGACCUUCUCGCUGUACGACAUCAAUGGUGAUGGCUUCAUUACGAGGGAGGAAAUGACUGACAUUGUGACUGCCAUAUACGAGCUGAUGGGCCGCCUGCCCGACGAGUGUCCCGAGGAGGAGAAGAUCAAGGGCAAGGUGGAGCAAAUCUUUCAGAAAAUGGAUAUCAAUCGCGAUGGUGUUGUGACGCUUGAGGAGUUCCUGGAGGCCUGUCGCAACGAUGAUGCCAUUUCCAGAUCCAUGUCCUACACGGUGCGAAGGCCGCGACGCAGUCGCAGCCAGCAGCAGCAGCAGCGACAGGAGCCAGAGAAACGUAAGUCAAACCACAAGACGAAGAACAAGCAACAGCAAAAACAACAACAUAGCACUAGACACCAAGCGGCAGUCAUAGGCUGCCACAUCAUUGACAUGGACGGUGGCAGUAGCAGCAGCACCACAACCACAACAACAUCAGCCACAGCAACGGCCAGCACGAUGAACUGCAACAUGCACCACCAGCAACAACAUCACCACCACCACCAACACCACCAGCACCACCACCACCACGAAGAGGAAGAUGAAUACGAUGAUGAGGAGUAUGACAAGAGCGACGACGAUGAUGUUGAUGAUGAUGAUGAUGAUGAUGAUGAUGAUGAUGAAGAUGAAGACGGCAUAAGUCGCACGGCCAUUUGCCGGCACUGCCAACGUCCACAAUGGGAAGUCCUGCAGCGUCCAAUGCGCCAAUGCCGAUCGCAUUCCAAGUCCACGUCCAAGUCGCGCAAGCGCAGCAAGAGCAGGAAGCGCCAGCCAAAUCACCAAAAAACGAGGCAACACCAGCAUCAGCGCCAACAGCAUCAACAGGCACGAUGGCCGGAGCUGAACGUGGCUAACGAGCAGGCCAUUCGGUUCCGCUGCCCGCAGGUGGGGCCGCAGGUGGGUCGCGACCUGCACACACCGCAGCCCAUGCACUUCCACCAUCCGCAGUCGCAGUCGCAGUCGCAGUUACAACCGCAGCCACAAUCGCAGUUGCAGCUGCAGGUGCCGCAGCAGUUUGUGUCAAAAAAGAGCAAAAGAAAAUCCCGACAACGUCAGCAGCAGCAAAAGGAAGGCACAGAGUACACUCGAAGUCCAGCCCGUGUCCAGCCAAGAGCGGCAGGAGUGGCAGCCGGAGGAGGGGCAGAGGUAGCUCAGCUGCCUUUGCCCCCAUUGAACGUGAUUGUGGGUGGGCCGGAAGAGGGAGAGGCUGAGGGAGAGGAGCAGCAGCUGCCGCACACACCGGACUCCCCAUCGCUGGUGACGGUCAGCACUUGGUACACGGUGGCCAAACAGGGUGUCUCCUGCUAAUCUGUGUGCAAAAUUUGCAUAAAAACAAAAUGAAACGCGCAACGAGAAAAUGCAACGCGAUUCUGACAAAUAUAAAGACAGAAAACUACACAAAAAAAAUACAGAAAAAAAAUAAAUAUACAUAGCUACUACCCAAUGUCCAUAAAUAUGCAAUUAUGGUCUAGAGUGUGGAUGUAUUUAUGCAGCAGCAACCAUAACUGCAACUGCAACAUCGCCGGUCCAGUCAGAACAACAACAACAACAACAAUAACAACAACAACAGCUAUGAGCAAACUCAAUUGGCUGCAUAAUUAGCACGGUGGCAUUUAAUGGGUUAGCCGCCCCUCCCCCAAACCCAUAACCGUCAUGCAAGCAGUUGGUGCUGCUGCGCUGCUUGACCAUCUGAUGGCCCCAGGCACAAGCAGUUUCGUUCAACUUUUGAAGAAAAGGCAAGGCAAAUGUUUUAACCCAUGUUCAGCAUGUAAGUACUCCCCUACCCCAACCCUUUCCCAAGAAUUUACCCAUUGAAAAUUGAUCGAUGUACAUGUCUAUGGCAUACCAAACGAAAGCUUUAUACAAUGAAAACUAAAACUAAAACUAAAAUCUUAAUCUUAAUGAUUAAAAGACGAAGAAAGUAUAUUGAGAAAAUUGAAUGACAGAUAAACUAUAUUUAUACGAAGGAGAAAACAAAAGAAAAACACAGGAACUAGCAAAGAGAAAAUAUAUAUAUAAAUGAAUUUCGACAUAAUUGAAACUUAAUUGAAACCAUUUUGACUUUCUACUUAAAAUACAAUACAAAAAAGAAAAUGUAAAUGUGAACUUUGUGCUGUCUAAAUCAAAAUAACGAUAACAAAAACAAAAAACCCCCUAGAGGAGGAGGACACAGUGUUCCCUCGAGCAUAUUGUUGAAUUUAUUCCAUUUGGUUGUUGUCUUUGCAUAGUGGGUAUGUACGUAUUUCCAUUACCAAAUUAGAGGGAUCAGAUUAGGGGAUGGAUGGCGAUGAUGAAUGAAUGAAUAAUGUCUUCUAGCUUGUCAGUAUACAUAUACUAAAAGAAAUACAUAUGUACAUGCAUUUGUCUGCAUAAAUCUUUGUGUAUAGGUUCCAGUCUGUAUAGCCAUGCGUGAGUCGAUGUGUGUGUGUGUGUGUGUGAGAGAGAGUAUUCGAAGCUGAAAGCAAAUCAAAUAAAAACAAAUCUUUGAAUCAGAAAUUGGACCACAACAGCGAUGUAAAGUAACAAUGCAGCAGUGCAUAAGGCAAACAGCAACUAAAACUACAACCAAAAAGGAGUAGCAUUAGCCGAUAUCCAUAUAUCCAUGUAGACGUGUAUGCAUACAUACAAUACGAACGAGUAUUUAUCAAGUGAAUUGGUGUGUAAGUGUAAUUUUUUGUAGCUAGAUUUAAGUAACACAAACACACACAAGAGCAACAACAAACAAACGAAAAAGAAGGAAACUAUUAGAAAUAGAAGAGGAAAAGUAUUUGAAAUUAAGUCUCAAUGUACGUACGAGCAUAUAGUACGAGUAUAUGUACAAUAUAGUGUGGAAAUGGAAAGGGUUUUUCAUUUGCUUGCAGUUCGCAGUUAAACCUACUAAGGGAUCCUUCUCUAUAUUAAAUCUAAACUCAAAGUAAUUGUUGCAUUUUAAAACCCCCUAUAUUUACAAUACAUAUAGCUGUGUACUUAGCUGUAGUCUUCCAGGAGUAAACUAAACAGCAACUUAAACUGAAACUGAUCCAGACACAGACACAGAACCGGAACAGACACCGAUGAACUCUAUUCCACGUAGAUAAAAAACCUGUAGCAAAAUUGUACCUUAGCUGAAACACCUCGAAAGCUUUCCAAACUAAAACUAAAACUAAAUUGAACAAAGACCUUAAGAAAUGAAAAACCAACCGGAAUACAAAUUGUAAAACAAUAAACAAUGUCCAAAAUACAACAACAACAAAAACAACAAAAAAGCGAAAAGCUCUUUAACAAUAAAUGUUGCUGUCGAAAUCAAAGCGUUCAAUAUCAUAAUGGGAUAUGUGUACUGUACACAUGUAUGUACGAAAAAUGAUAUUAUUUUUAGAUAAAUGUUAUCAAUGGAGUCUUAAGCAAACCUUUAGCAACCUGUAAUAGCAAACUCAACCCAAACCCAAAUUGGAAUCCUGGUCUCUCACUGAAAAAAACACUCCCAUGGUUAUUCAAAUAAUGUCCUUCAACCAUUGGUUUCCUACUACAUAUGUACAUACAUAUAUGUAAGCUAAUAGCGGGAUCCGAUCUGAUCUGAUCCCCGCCAUCCACGACAAUAUAGAACCCGACAAAAUGAAACCUAUACGCAAUACGAUACUCACCCACGUACCCAGUACCCAGUAACCACGUUCAAAAUCCGUACCCACCCCAGAACGAAGCCCCGUCUAAGCCCAGCCCAAUUUCGAUUUCAAGCUCAAGGCCACCAAUCUUGAGAUCUUGUGUUCCUGAGACACAUGCCCACAAUUCUCAGUUGAUGGCAAAAUCAGUCUCUCUCAACACAGUUCUCUCUCUUUUUCACUCUCUCUCGAUAUCUCUCUAUCUACCUAGCUCUCAAUCUUUUUCUGCGUUAGUCUAUGUGUGAAUUAGCAAUAAAAUCUUAAAUUCAAAAUCUACUUCAAAACAAAAAAUAAUGUGUCAAAUUUUCAACAACCACAAAAAAAAAUUGAAAAGAAAAAUGGCAAACAAAAGAAGAAAUAAAUAAAAAAUAAUGAGAGAAACAAUUGGAGGAUUGCCAACCAAGUUGCAAGUAUUUUCCAGGCCUAAGCCUUAAAAGUGUAAACCAAGAAACUUGAAUUAGAUGAAUUGUAAAAGAGAUAGAAAGAAAUAUGUAAACGUUAUUGUAUAGAGAAAAGCUCCUCGGAGGGCGCGUGUGUCUUUUUUUCCUAAUUUAUAAGCUGUUAAAAUCAAAUUUUACUAAACCAAAUUAAGUAUUGAACAAAGCCAAGAAAGUCAUUGAAAUGGGAAAUAAACGAAAACGUAGAGGAAUAACAUGUAUGUGUGUACCAAAUACAAAAAAUACAAAACCAAACAAAAACCAACAAAUCUCGUUUUAGAGAAAAUACUUGAAUUUUCAGUUGUUGCUGUAAAAACUGUGUUUGUACAUUUACAUCUAUAUCUAUAUCUACAUCUACAUCUACAUAUAUGUAUGUGUAUGUAUGUAUGUAUAUUGUAUUAAAAAAACAAAAACAGAGAAAGUACAUGUCAUACAAUAGCAUAGGCCUAAGAAAAAAUUUAAAAUUAGCGAUAAACGAACAUUUCAACCCCACAGCUCUGCCUUGUCCAAGAGUGGGGCCAGAGUGCUGCUCAGCUCCAGAAACUAUGGACAGACACCGAGACCGACGCCGAGCCCAGUGCGAGGAGAGAAGUAUAUCAAAAUCCGAAUUGUUAUCAAACGAGCAAAAGCAAGAGCAAAACGUUUUUAGCAAACGAGAGUCAAACCAAAAUGAGAAUUUAAUAUUUAUGAAUUGAUCGGUGCAAGAGUCUUCGUUCGCUGCCCAAGGUAAUCUUCAAAGAACCUAACCAGUGGAAGCCGAUGCUAGAGUCAGGCCAGAGAGACUUUCACUGAGUUUGACCAGGAGCGAAGCGAAACAAUUGCGUUAAAAAUAAACACGUUAUAAACACAAUUACAAAUUGAAAAUUGAAAAUUGAUAAUUACGAGUAUAUGCACAUACAUAUAUACCCAACAUAUGUAUGUACUAGUUGUAAACAUAGCUGAUCUUUUUGGUGUAAAUUUUAAAUGAGAAAACCAAACAAAACGAACAAACAAAAAACUUUCCAUGCAAUAAAAAACAAACAAACUAAAUGUUUCAAAACUAAAAAAAAGAAAAACGAAAACCAAAAAAAAAUUGUUUAAAUGCAAACUGCAUGAACCAAAAAAUACUACGGACAAAACUUAAUUAAAUGAAAACAAAUAUUUUUUUUGUGAAGUUAAAAUAUGUAUAAAGAAAAUAAAAACCAAAAGAAUUAUACAAAAAAC